Messenger RNA from Soboliphyme baturini, 315 nucleotides. The record is from the annotation of a GenBank genome assembly. Lineage: Eukaryota; Metazoa; Nematoda; Enoplea; Dioctophymatida; Soboliphymatidae.
AUGGAGAAGGUUGCUUGUGCUGCGAUUGCCGUAUCGUCCUCCAGUCACUCACGGUUGAAUGGCCACAUAGUUGGUAUCGAAGCUAGCUUGGAAAUGAGCUUUGAUCGGCAGCGUGACCGUUUCACAGCGUCCAUCGUCUGCCUGACCAUCAUCAUGCAUUAUAAUAGUGAUGUCGGUCUCAUCGUCACGCAAAUCGUCGACGUCGAAUGGCAGAUUGACAAUCCAGUCAUUGAUCGGCUCGGUAGCCUCCCGCAUGAAUCACCACCUUCAAGGUCGCUGAAACCUUCGUCAAGGUUUCGUUCACCGAUACUGUGA